UACCGAAAGCUGCCAGCUGGUCGAGCUGGCAACACAAUAAACAAAUCAAACAUGGCGCGCGUUUACGACGCUUCUCGUAGAAUUUUGAUUUUUUCUUUUUCUUUCAUAGUAUUAUUAUGUUCGACAAUAGAUUUUGCUAGUGCAAACAAAGAACUAAAUGAAAACAACUGGAAAGAAAUCCUCGAAGGAGAAUGGAUGCUCGAAUUCUACGCCCCAUGGUGUCCUGCCUGCAAUGCUCUAGCGCCAGCUUGGAAGGAGCUCUCUACACGAGCUGCCAAAAACUCUCUCCCUCUACGUACUGCUGCAGUUGACGUCACUAACUCGCCUGGUCUAAGUGGAAGAUUUGUUGUUACCGCACUGCCUACUAUUUUCCAUGUGAAAGAUGGCGAGUUUCGUCAGUACAAGGGUCCACGUGAUGUAGAGUCCAUGCUGACCUUUGUCGAGAACAAAAAGUGGAAGCAAACCGAUCCCAUCCCGGGAUGGAAGGCACCUGACUCACUGCAAAUGUCCUUGGUUGCUGAGUUCUUCAAGAUGAGUCAAGCACUUCGGGGAGUCCACAAUAUGCUUAUGGAAGCAUACGGCUUACCAUCAUGGGGUUCAUACCUUAUAUUCGCCAUUGCCACAAUAUUCGUUGGUGCUCUAGUCGGAUUGAUUUUAGUCUGCGUGAUUGACUUCCUCCAUCCACCUCAGAAAGUCGACAAGAAGUUUAUAUCGAGAUCUGAACUUGAGAAGCUAGCACGUGGCGACAAUGAUGGCAAGAAAUCUGACGAUGAGCAGGAGCUGAUCAAUGAUGACAUUCUGGAUGACGCUGAAAACUCUCCCAACAGUGACGCUGAGAAGAACUCUCCCAGCGAUACUUCUGAAGAUGAUAACGAGAAAACAUCCGAAGCGGCCGGAGACAGUAAGCCAGUGGACAAGGACUCCAGCGACAAACCAGAGGCUCGGAAACGCAGACCAAGGAAGGCUGACUGAAGUAACGCCGCACCACCAGAGAGCGACUUACAAACACUUAUUAACUAGCUGCUUGCGGUUCCAUAUCUAAUAUCUUACUUGCAAUUUAAUAGUUGCGAGGCUUAUGAAUAAUAUAAUAAUAGGCAGUUUAUAUCGACGCUUGAAAGGCAAACGUGACUAAAAAAAGAGAGUAUUAAGCAGUAGGCAGCGGCUUGGCUCUGCUCCUGGCACUGCUGAAGUCCAUGGGCGACGGUAACCACUUACCAUCAGGUGGGCCGUACGCUCGUCUGCCUACAAAGGUAAUAAAAAAAAAGCGACAAUGCGUGAACUUUACAGUAGACUAAUUUAAAGUUGAAAUUAAUUUAUAAUAUACCUGAGAAAUACCUGAAAAAAAUUCUAUUUUAACGAAUCUAGCUGUAGGAUUGAAAUGAUUUUAAUAGACCUAAAAAUAUAUUUUUUUUUGCGCAUCGAAUAUGGUUAUUGCCUAUCAUUUAUGUAUAAAGCAGUUAUUGUCACUUAGUCACGUUUGCCUUUCAAGCGUCGAUAUAUAACUGAUUUUUCUUUGUAAUAAUAUAUAAAUGUUUGAAAGUAAAAGAACUCUAAAAGAUAUGACAAAUUUGUUAGACUAAAUUAUGUAUACAUGAUGCGGCAAGAAAAAUGAGUUUUCUGUUUGAAAAAAAAACACCAAAAUACAAAAAUUACAAUUGCUUUAGUAUUAUUCAUUAAUCUCGUUCGAAAUAGCCUUUUGUAUUGAGGAUGAAUUACUCAUUUAAUAGAUUUUAAAUCGACAAUUGUAAUUUUUUAGCAUCUCACGGAAUAUAAUGAAAUUAAAAAAAUAAUUGUAGGUUGGUUAUCGUUAAAAAAAUAAUAUUUAAUGAGAAUUUAAUUUGACAUACGCGUCUGUUGUGUUUUGGGGAAGAGCUAAAUUUUUUAAUUGGAAAUAAAUGAGUUGUGAUUAAUUAAACAUUCUUUAAAAACAAACUUGUGUUUGUUCAUUUUAUACACAAUAAAAGGGGUCAACCGACUAUGACAUUGCCGUUGGCAUGUUUGUUUUGCCUUAACACUGCAUUUAAUUUUGUCUCGCGCACCGUGUGUUGUGUGUUAUAUUAGACUUGUAUGUAAAUGAUAUUGUUUUAAAAUUGAGAUUUUUAAUUAUUAAAAAAAUAUAAAAUUUUCUUGUAUCCUUUGUUUUAUUUGAGUCGUCUAUUAUCAAAGGUGGCAAUCUGUGUAUUUGGACAAAAAAAUGUUAUUGAUAUGUCAAUACAGAUUGAUUUGAAUAUAAUCGUCUCCUUCAAAGAAUACGGUUCAAAACCUGCAUUAAAUAAAGGUUAAUACUUAACCUGUUAUUUAUCUAAGAUGUCGUUCAGAAGAGUUUUGUGACUGCCAAUGGAAUACAAAGUCAAUAAUUCGUUUUUCUGAUUUACCAAUAAUUGUCCAAAAGUCACAUUGCCGACUUUGAUAAUAGUCUACUCAUUUGUAAUAAAUAGUAAUUGUAUAUUAUUAUGUUUAUUAUGAUGAAAUUUUAAAUCACAGUUCGGUUUAUACAGUAAGACUUUAAUAUUAAUACAAGAAAUCAAAAUUUGUAUCUUCUCAUCUAUUCUUACUAAUACUCUCUAAAGAUUAAUGCUGUUGACUACUUAAAGAAUAAAUGAUUUUCUCUGUUUAACCAAAUCAAAACCUAUAUAAUAAUUCACUAGAUCGCGUUAUCUGAUGUGUUCACAAAUUGCAUUCCUGUUACUAUUGUAUCGCCAUGUUUUAGUUUAUUCGCUGAGUGAACUUUAGGUGUUGUAACACUGAGACAUGCGGACUAUAUAGAAAUUAAAUUAUAGCAAUAGUUGUAUUCGUUAUAAUCUUGCAUUUACUUACAAUAAUUUUUUAUAUAAUUUCUUCACGAUUUAAUGCUUUUGUGGGUAUUGUGUGAUUGAGUAAUUUCGAUAAGUAAAUAGAGGGAUUGUAUUUGUUUAUAAAAAAAAUAUAGUUAUCUUUGAAGACGGCUUACGGACGAUAGUUUUACGUGACGUCAUCAGCAGAACUAUUCAAUCUACUAGCUCUGACGUCACGCGAGAACAGAGAUAAAUGUGUCACAAGCCGACGCUUGGGCUGAUCGUGCCUCUCGCUUGCACGCUCAGACUCAGGCGGAACGUGACACUUUUUCGUGCGUGCAGCCGAUGUUCGAUUUUUUUUCUCAAUAUUUGAAAAUAUAAGUAUAUAUAUAUAUAUAUAUGUAACUGUUACGAAUUUGGAAGUCUGAAGGAAGGCAACACGAAAAAACGGAAUAUUUCAUUAAUCAUAUUAUUAUGAUCUUGUAACUCUGAUUCAUUUCAGAUUCAUUUCACAUUAUCUAAAUGACAGUUUUAUAUCUUCGAAUAUUGUUCGAUACUUCAUGUACAUAUUUCUAAGUUCAGGCCAUAUUUUUCACGGAUUUCGGACGAUUUCUGAAAUAUUUUGUUUUUGGUGUUGUUAUGGGAAGCGGCCGAGGGGUGGCGUGUUCGCAAAGACUUAAAUAUUAAUAUAGUGUUGCGUUUAUAUUCCUAUUGUGACUCGCUGAAUAAAUAGUAUUUGUA
Molecule: messenger RNA, 3515 nt
Organism: Bombyx mori (domestic silkworm)
Lineage: Eukaryota; Metazoa; Arthropoda; Insecta; Lepidoptera; Bombycidae
Product: thioredoxin-related transmembrane protein 1
Exons: 7
Coding region: 52-972 (306 amino acids)
Cellular component (GO): endomembrane system
Molecular function (GO): disulfide oxidoreductase activity
Source: RefSeq, a predicted model, not a curated record